Messenger RNA from Epinephelus moara (kelp grouper), 3443 nucleotides. It is a transcript of the gene pdcl, whose product is annotated as phosducin-like. Gene Ontology annotation, biological process: cyclooxygenase pathway; response to oxidative stress; regulation of G protein-coupled receptor signaling pathway. Gene Ontology annotation, molecular function: heme binding; peroxidase activity; oxidoreductase activity, acting on single donors with incorporation of molecular oxygen, incorporation of two atoms of oxygen. The transcript has 15 exons. Gene Ontology annotation, cellular component: cytoplasm; neuron projection. The record is from RefSeq and is a predicted model, not a curated record. NCBI's taxonomy places the organism in Eukaryota, Metazoa, Chordata, Actinopteri, Perciformes, Serranidae. The coding region runs from base 163 to 2904 and encodes 913 amino acids.
CUGUUGGACUGCUGCUCCUGCUGCUCUCAUACUCCCCCUCUGUGUCUGCCGGCAGCUGCCUCUCCUCCUCACAACUCUCUGAACCUACCCUGGAUGUUUCUCUACACUCUUCUCACAGUUUUAUGAGUUGGAAUGAAAUUCUCCUGAACUGAGGCUGCUGUAAUGAGAUCCUCUGUCCUAGGAUCAGUUUGCGCUCUGCUUUUGCUGUUGCAGGAGCCUGCAUGCCGCGGAGAUGAGGUUACCUCCAACACAGUGAACCCAUGCUGUUAUUUACCCUGUCAGCACUCGGGUGUGUGUGUAAGGUAUGGCGAGGACAAGUAUGAGUGUGACUGCACUCGUACCGGCUACAGCGGAGAAAACUGCACUGUCCCGGAGUUUUGGACCAGGGUGCGUCAGUUCCUCAAACCCAGCCCAGAUGUGGUGCAUUACAUUCUCACUCAUUUCCACUGGCUCUGGGAUAUCAUCAACUGCACCUUCCUACGGGACGUCCUCAUGCGGGUGGUUCUAACAGUGAGGUCCAACUUAAUACCCAGCCCUCCAACCUACAACUCAAAAUAUAGCUACCUCAGCUGGGAGUCCUACUAUAAUCUGAGCUACUACACUCGGCUGCUGCCCCCAGUGCCAGAGGACUGCCCCACACCUCUGGGGGUCAAAGGCAUGGCUGGGCUGCCUGACCCUGAGCUGCUGGUUGAGAGGCUGCUGAAGAGGAGGACGUUCAGGCCCGACCCCCAGGGCACCAAUCUCAUGUUCGCCUUCUUCGCACAGCACUUCACCCACCAGUUCUUUAAGACCUACAAUCGCAUGGGUGUGGGCUUCACUAAGGCUCUAGCGCAUGGGGUGGAUGCAGGGCACAUUUAUGGAGACAACCUGGAACGUCAGCUUCAACUCAGGCUUCACAAAGACGGAAAACUCAAGUAUCAGUUAGUUGAUGGAGAGAUGUACCCUCCAACUGUAGCUAAGGCACCCAUUAGGAUGAGCUACCCUCCUGGGAUCCCUCCUGAGGCUCAGAUGGCUAUUGGUCAGGAAGUGUUUGGACUCCUCCCUGGUUUGGGGAUGUAUGCCACGCUCUGGCUGAGGGAGCAUAACCGAGUUUGUGACAUCCUGAAGGCAGAGCAUCCCACCUGGGACGAUGAGCAGCUUUUCCAGACCACACGCUUCAUUAUCAUUGGUGAGACAAUAAAAAUCGUGAUAGAGGAGUAUGUGCAGCACCUCAGCGGAUACCUGCUGCAGCUGAAGUUUGAUCCCGCUCUGCUGUUUAACUCCAACUUCCAGUACGGAAACCGCAUCGCUCUGGAGUUCAGCCAGCUCUACCACUGGCACCCCUUGAUGCCGGACACCUUCCUUAUAAACGGAGAUGAACUGUCGUACACGCAGUUCCUCUUCAACACUUCUGUUCUCACACACUACGGCAUUGAGAAGUUGGUGGACGCCUUCUCUCGGCAAACGGCUGGCCAGAUUGGUGGUGGUCAUAACAUCAACGCUGUGGUGACCAAAGUGGCUGUGGGGACCAUAAAGGAGUCCCGCCAACUCCGCUUGCAGCCCUUUAACGAGUACAGGAAGCGCUUUAACCUCAAGCCGUACACAUCGUUCAGACAAUUCACUGAUAAUGAGGAGAUAGCGCGUGAGCUUGAAGAAAUGUACGGUGACAUUGAUGCUCUUGAGUUUUAUCCUGCUCUGAUGUUGGAGAAAACACGACAGGGGGCCAUAUUUGGAGAGAGCAUGGUGGAGAUGGGUGCCCCCUUCUCCCUUAAAGGCCUACUGGGAAACCCCAUAUGUUCUCCAGAGUACUGGAAACCCAGCACCUUUGGCGGUAAAGUGGGCUUUGACAUAGUGAACUCUGCCACACUGAAGAAGCUGGUCUGUCUGAACACCAGGACGUGUCCUUAUGUGGCGUUUAGAGUACCAAAAGAGGAGCACAGAGGGAACGAUGACAGUGCAGUAAGGACCGAUGAUGGUGAAGGUGAGCCAUUGUCAGCCGUUGUCAUGACGACUCUGGAUGACAAGAUUCUGGGAGAGAAGCUGCAGUACUACUACAGCAGCAGCGAGGACGAAGGUAGCGACAACGAGGAUGAGGAAGGGGAGAACAAAACCAUCCGGAAUGCUGACGUCAAUGAGCCUGAGAUAGACUACAGCGCCGAUGGAAGUGCUGUCAACACAGGACCAAAGGGUGUCAUCAAUGACUGGAGGAAGUACAAGCAGCUGGAGGUGGAGCAGAAACAAGAGCAGAAGAAAGAGAUGGAAAGACUGAUCAAGAAGCUGUCGAUGACCUGCCGCUCUGACCUCGACACGGAAAAAGACAAAGAGAAACAGAAAGAGCUGCAGGAAAAAAUCAAAGGCAAAAUGACCAUGCAAGAAUACAACAUGCUCCAGGAAGAAGAGGAUGACGAAGACUUCCUCCAGCAUUACCGCAUGCAGCGCAUUGAAGAGAUGCGGCGCCAGCUCUGCCGCGGCAAACGCUUUGCACAGGUCUAUGAGCUCAAUAGCGGAGAGGACUUCCUUGAGGCUUUGGACAAGGAGGACAAAAGCACACUGGUCAUGAUCCACAUCUACGAGCCGGACAUCCCUGGCUGUGAGGCCAUGAGCGGCAGCCUCAUGUGUCUGGCUCAGGAAUACCCGCUUGUCAAGUUCUGCAGCGUACGCAGCUCGGCCAUCAGCACCAGUGCACUGUUCAGAGACAGCGCUCUGCCCGCUCUGCUUGUUUACAAAGGAGGAGACCUGAUCGGCAACUUUGUGAGAGUCACAGACCAGCUCGGGGAAGACUUCUUUGCUGUAGAUGUCGAGGCCCUGCUGCAGGAGUACGGCAUGCUGCCUGACAAGGCCCCCAUCGUCCAGAAGACGGUUCGCAAUGGAGCCAUCAUUCAGAACACUGUGAGUGAUGAGGACUCCGACCUCGAUAUAGACUAGAGCCAUAAUAUCUAACAUGCACCAUAUGCUUUGGAAACACGCAAACACAGUCUGCAUGGACUAUAGAUGAUUUUUAUGUAUGUGGACCCCCGUAGUGAUGACGGACUGAGCCAGGAUUGCCAUGUUAACUACUCACACAGCAACAUACAACCAGCAGUGACGCAUAACCAAAAGUAAAUGCACACAAAACAUCACAGCUCAGUGACUUUCUUAAUGACAUCGAUCCAUGGUAAACAUAAGUUGUAAUGAUUAAAGUAAAUUCUAGCCAUUAUUAAUAUCAAGGACCUGUUAUACACAGUGAGAAUGAUUUAGAUGUUAGGUUCUAAGUGUUUUGUUUGAGCUGUGACUGUUGACUAUUUAUUUGUUGUGUUUAAACACAUUCCUUGUUUUGUUUCACGUGCAUCUUCAUUGUCUUAAAUGUGUUUCACUCUGUAGAGUACAAAUCCUGCAGCCCAAACUGACUUUUAGUUAAUUUUAUAACUUUUAUAUGUCCUGUACCAUUUCAGAUAGUGGGAAAAUAAAGAAAUGUUUGGACUCAC